Messenger RNA from Sceloporus undulatus (fence lizard), 2315 nucleotides. RefSeq lists its product as uncharacterized. Bases 529 to 1974 code for a protein of 481 amino acids. Lineage: Eukaryota; Metazoa; Chordata; Lepidosauria; Squamata; Phrynosomatidae. The record is from RefSeq and is a predicted model, not a curated record. The transcript has 4 exons.
GAAAAAGGGUGGUUGUUUUUCUUUGGGGGGGUGAUGCCCCAAAACUAUUCACACAGUCCAAAAAGGUAUCACGCGUUUUUUUGAACUUCAUGAAUACCUCUUCGACGGUGCGGUUGUAGCCAUGCAUUUUUAAAUGCGCUGCUACCUCUCUAUGCACUUGAAGAAUGGGCAUAGAACGGGACCUCAUGAGCAUCUUUAACUUUCCGCUCCCCCUAACACUUCUCAGGAGCAAAUCUAUCUCCUUAUUUGCCCACGUGGAACCCUUCCUACGCGCCAUCACUGCUUCCCAGGAACUUCGGCCACUCUGCAAAGGUCCAGCGGGGAGAUGGAUUUGCGACGUCAUCACUGUGCAGGGAUUCUUGGCGCCAAAACAUAGACUUGCGCCCUCUAGUGCUUUUACUGCAGAGCCGGGAGUUUGGGAGUGGAGAGAGCCAGCAGCAGCAGCUAGGUGAUACUGCAAACGUUUGAUUCACAACCUCUAUAAUUAGAUUGCAGACUUAUUUUAUAUUUGCUGUCAUUGGGAAAGCCAUGGAUAGCCAUCCAGUGACCGAAAGUGGUGCCUCCACGCAAGCAAGGGGGAGGGUGUGGAGUGCCAAUGAAGUUUUGGCCUUAUUGGAAAUAUGGAAAGAACAAAAAUUGCAAAACAAAUUAAAAAAGAAUUAUAGAAAUUUGGAUAUUUUUAAGGUUGUAUCUGAUGAAAUGGCAAAGAGAAACCAUGUCAGAUCUGCCGAGGAAUGCAGAAGCAAAUCCAAAAAAAUGAGAUUUGAGUAUAGAAAGGUUGUGAAACAUAAUCAGAGAAGUGGAAGCAACCCUAUUACAUGUCCCUUUUAUAGGGAACUAGAGGAAAUCUUUCAUGGGGAUGUUAGCAUCACCCCUCAUAGGUUAUCCCGAAGUCUUCAUUUUGAAAGGGAGGGUGAAACCACAAAUGUGACUGAGGAAACCGCAUCCACCUCCAUGGCUAACACAGGCGAUGGAGGCACCCAGGAAACAACUACCAGAGAAGACAGUGAUGAAGAUUCUGAUGACACUUGUCUCGAUGACACAAUCAUAAGUAUACCUUUCACCAUUUUGGAAAGUGGACCUACGCAAAUAGCAGGUGCGACUGGAGAACAAUUGGGAGACUUGCAAAGACGUGCAGAUGAUACAAGCGGUGGAACUGAUGCACGUAACGAUCCCGAUGAGGAACAGGAACAACCCAAUGUAUUGCUGUCUCCUGGAACAAGACUCCGAUCAAACAGGAACAGGAAUCGUCGCGCCAGAAGAGGAGAACAUAUUGCGCGCACUAUAAUGCAGAGUGCUAGUCGAGAGGCCCAACUUACCCGGAGAACACAGGAACGGUUCAUGGAGAUUGUACACGACAGCAUGAAAGACUGUAGGAGGACAGAAAUGGAACUUGUAAAUAUUAUGAAGGAAGAUGUAAGGAGAAGUGCACAGGACAGACAGAGAAUGUUGCAGUACAUGGAGACCAUGACUGAACUGUACCGGAGGAAAGUUGAUCAUGAAUGUUCACUUCCAACGGGGCAACAUGUUACUAUCGCCCAAGGAACCAUGCACACAUCAUUCAGGGCAUCUCCGGGUGAUAUUCCUCCCUCAACACCAGGCCCAGCUGUCUGUACAGAUUUCCAGGAGCAACCAUCCCCAUCGUAUGUUGGUGGGCAAUGUCAAGGGAACAAUUCCCCUGAACUCUUUGAUGAACUUCCUCCUGCUUAUGCUCCUGAUGGUUGUCCUGUCACUCCCACUAGUAACAUUAUUGAUGAUGACAACACAUUAGAGAACAUCAACAGGGAUGUUCAGAAUGCUGUGGAAGUCACUGAUCCCCUUCAGAAUGAAGGCUGCAUUGGAACCGUGCAAUGUGAGAGCAAUGCUGGAACAUCUUCCUUGCAAUGCGCUGUUGCACCUCAACAAAAACAAAAUAAACCAUGCAGUUCUCGUACUGGGAGGAUAAUCAAGAAAAAAAAAAUAUUUUCCCCAUAAGGGAAAACAUUUAUAGGGAAAAGGUUAUGUUUUGAAACCGCAGAUAUGUUUCAGCAUUCAAUGUUUACCCUGUUAUGUGCCCGAUAAGGAGGGACUGUAACCAUUUCUCCUUGAACCAAAUUAAAGUUUAGUUUUCAUGUUAAGGAAAACGUUUGUAUGUCACCAUGUGCAUAUGGAUAUGUUCUGACAUAAUGUAUAUACAGUUUAUAUAAAAGCCUGCUUUGUUUACAUAAUGGAAAACAAGUCAACAGACAGUUUUUUUUGUAAAGAAAAAAGAUAUUUAAUCGUGUUUAAAAAUGUUAAGUUAUAUUGUUGACAAAAUACAGCUGUGUUCUCUGAAA